CGUCACCGCCGGAUGCGUGGUUCGUAUAAAAAGACGAGGUUUGGAAUAGGUGGACAGUUAGUUUUCGUACUCUAGCGCAACAUUCAAACAAACAUGAAGUUUUUGGUUCUUGCCGCCUGCGUUGCAGUCUCUGCUGGUCAGCUUGUCACCUACCCCAACGGAGCCGUUGUCCCCGCUGAUGAGCCCGCAGUUGCCGCUGCCCGUGCCGCUCACCUUGCCACCCACACUGGGGUAGUCUAUGCAGCUCACCCCAACGGAGCUCUGACCUAUGCCAAUGGAGUUUACCCCACUGCCGCCUAUGCCUACGCCGGAUACCCCACUGGAUAUGCCUACGGAGGACUUGUUGCCCACCCCAACGGUGCCGUUGUCCCCGUUGAUGAGCCUGCUGUCGCCGCUGCCAAGGCCGAGCACUUUGCCGCUCACGGAUACCCCUAUGCCGCUGCUGCAUACCCCUAUGCUGCUGCUGGAUAUCCUUAUGCCGCCUACGCUGCCGGAUACCCUUACGGAUACUCUGGACUGGUUGCCCACCCCAAUGGCGCUGUAGUCCCCGUUGAGCCCGCUGACGUCCAGGCUGCCCGUGCUGAACACCUUGCUGCCCACGCCUCUGCUUAAAGAACCAAAUAGUCUGUUUACGUGAAAAAUAUUUAUUUUACACAAACUGUUGCGAGUUUUGUACGAAAAAAACCAAUUCUGAAAAUUACCUGAAUAAAGAUGCUAGUCUUUUGAA
Messenger RNA from Eurytemora carolleeae, 727 nucleotides. Its product is annotated as cuticle protein 2. The record is from RefSeq and is a predicted model, not a curated record. The transcript has 2 exons. NCBI's taxonomy places the organism in Eukaryota, Metazoa, Arthropoda, Copepoda, Calanoida, Temoridae. The coding region runs from base 94 to 612 and encodes 172 amino acids.